This is a messenger RNA of Stereum hirsutum FP-91666 SS1, 2895 nucleotides long. RefSeq lists its product as uncharacterized. The transcript has 4 exons. The coding region runs from base 95 to 2815 and encodes 906 amino acids. Lineage: Eukaryota; Fungi; Basidiomycota; Agaricomycetes; Russulales; Stereaceae. Gene Ontology annotation, cellular component: cytoplasm; vesicle; intracellular membrane-bounded organelle. Gene Ontology annotation, biological process: clathrin-dependent endocytosis; clathrin coat disassembly. Gene Ontology annotation, molecular function: clathrin binding. The record is from RefSeq and is a predicted model, not a curated record.
CUUGCGAUUGCGCACGUACAAACCUCAACUGAAACCAUAUCUUUGAACCUAGGUUGAACUCGCCAGCCUUCGCAGACUGGACGAGAUCCUAACCAUGUCCGAUUCUUUCGCCGAACUAUGGAAUUCAUCCGCGCCGAGCAAGCCUGCAGCACCUCCCAAAACCUCAGGCUCCAAAGUGAACACCAAUUUUCCUUCAAAUAACGCUGGACAUCGCCCACAGUACGAUGCCUUCUCUAUGUUGGCCUCUUCAUCGCCUGCAGGCUCCAGCCCUCGCGCUACCACACCUUCCACUACUCAGACAGUUCAACGAUCCGCCGCUAAAUCACCUAUAUCGACUUCCUCCGGUGGUGACGCAUUUAGCAGUCUGUUAUCUGGUUCUUUGUCCAAUGCCUCUGACAAUGCCAAACUCAGCAUCGCCGAGCGCGCUUCCAGAGCUGAGAAGCAGAGACAGGAGACCCUCCAGAAGCAGCAUCAGACGGUCAGGCAGCAGUCGGCAGCUUGGGCUGGCCUAGAUUCACUAGCGAAUAACUCUUCCUUCAGUCCACAAGCCUCCCAACAUUCUUCACCACAACCGCCGGAUGAUGGCUGGUUGUUCGGUUCCUCUCAGUCGUCCGCUGCACCCGCGUUACUGCCGAGCUCGAAACCUCCCCCCAGCGCCUCCGCUUCCACUCUCGAUCAUGAUGAUGACUGGGGUCUUGGUGACUUCGCCUCUCUGCCUUCGGAGAAACAACGCAAAGAAAACGCCCCUUCGCAGCCCGGUUCCCUCUGGGAGUUGGAAUCUUUUGCGUCAGACUCGCACAACGCUGCCGCUUCGUCUUCCGGACCACGACGAAAACCCAAGGUGCCGUCUCGGACGAAUUCACCGGGCGAUUUCGAUUUCGGCGACCGAGAACAAGGCCUUCUAGAUGAGGAUUCACAAGAUGAGGAUGAUAUUCUUGGUAAUUUGGCACGACCAGCGGAUUCUUUGAGGUCGAGUACAUCUCCACCCGCCCGACCUACCCCACCGAACGGCAAGCAGGGCAGAGCAUCGUCGCCUCCGCCGCAUAUCAUCGGACAGAUUGUCGAGAUGGGCUUCACCCCUCAGCAAGCUCGUGUGGCACUUGCCGCCACAGAAACGGGGGUUGAUGUCCAGGCAGCUUUGGAGACUCUCCUGUCGAAUGGUGCUGGAUCACCUUCUCCUCUAAAGCGCCCGCCAUCCAAUGGACAAGAUCGAUCACGUCCGAGACCGGACGAGCAAUUCCAGGACGACGAUGCUGGAGAUAGACCCGCCCGCCGCGACCCUCGUACACGCUCACGACCAUCACGGGAGUCACCUACGUCGCCACCGCCCGGUCAAGAAGUGAACUAUCAACAGCAAGCUGAUAAGUUACUCGCCCAAGCUAAUAUCAUCGGUUUGAGCGUCUUCAAUCGCGCGAACGCUCUGUUCAACCAAGGAAAGGAGAAGGUACAGAAGGCUUACGAAGAACGCGCAACGGCUUCACGAUCUACGUCCUCGUUGAAUUCGCGUGGACAGACAGACGGUAGACCGCGAUGGAUGCAAGAAGCCAUAGAGAGGGAAAGGGAUGAGAAUGCGCAUGAUAGAGCACCGCACGGAGAACCAUCUACCUUUCGGGACGACGACGAGGUUCUCCCCCCUAGACCAUCUCAGCGCGCGCGAGCCAAGCCCGAGGCAGCGUCUCGACCCGAAGUCAAGACAGCAGACCUCUUUAGCGAUGAUGCGCCAAAGGCGUAUGUUUCGCCUUUUCGAAGAGGUGGAGCCUCCCGAGGAGGACCAUCUGCGUCUUCAACCCCUACUUCCACUCCAGUCGCAGCGCCCGCCCCCCGACGUUCAUCUCCUGUGGCGCUGUCUCGACGGCAGACGAUUCCGGCCACGCCUUCUGCAAUAUCAGCAUCCAACAGACACAAAGCGUCGGGUACAGAAAUGUUCAAACUUGGACGAUAUGCAGAAGCCGAAACAGCAUACUCGGCAGCUCUAUCCCAACUCCCCGAUUCGCAUCUUCUGCAGAUUCCGCUACUCAAUAAUCGUGCGCUCACCCGCCUCAAGACUGGUGACACAUCCGGGACCAUUGAUGACUGUGCGACCGUCAUCAGGAUCAUAGGCCCCUCGUAUCAUCCCUCACGAGAAGCUAAGGUGGCGAAGGAGGAAGAAGGCGCCAGUGUCGAUCUUGCUGAUGCUCUCGUGAAGGCACGGAAGCGACGCGCGGAAGCAUACGAGGGGAAGGAGAAAUGGGAUCUUGCUCGCCAGGACUGGGAAGCCAUUGUUGCCCUCGACUUCGCGGGCAAAAUGCGGCACGAUGCUGUGACUGGGGCGAGCCGGUGUCGCAAGAUGGUCGCUGCCGCCCAAGCAUCGGGCGAAGGAUCUAUCAGCGCAGGCCCCUCGGCAAGCACGCCUCGAGUCGUGAAGCCGAAACCAACUCCGAAGAGACCUGCGCCUCGUCGUGGCCCUACCCCACCAUCCGAGGCAUUGAACAGACUGAAGCAGGCAAACGAAGCGGCGGAAGCGGAAGAUCAAGCACGGCACGAAAUGAAGGAUGCUAUCGAUGCGCGUCUGGGUACGUGGAAGAAUGGCAAGGAGACCAAUUUGCGUGCCCUCAUCGCAAGUUUGGACUCCGUGCUCUGGCCUGAACUGGGUUGGCAGAAAGUUGGGAUGGCUGAGCUCGUCACUCCGAAUCAAGUGAAGAUCAGAUACACGAAGGCUAUCGCGAAACUACAUCCUGACAAGUUAAACGUCAACAAUACGACUCUAGAGCAGAGGAUGAUCGCUAACGGGGUAUUCGGGACUUUGAACGAGGCUUGGAUUGCCUUCAAGCCCUAACAUGUUGAAACCUGGCACGGCAGUAUUUCGAUCCAUACCGUGUAUUUUUGUAGACGUCUGUGUUCGUAUAUACAGACCGA